Messenger RNA from Cryptomeria japonica (Japanese cedar), 396 nucleotides. RefSeq names its product UDP-glycosyltransferase 73C3-like. Gene Ontology annotation, molecular function: UDP-glycosyltransferase activity. The transcript is spliced from 2 exons. The coding region runs from base 1 to 396 and encodes 131 amino acids. NCBI's taxonomy places the organism in Eukaryota, Viridiplantae, Streptophyta, Pinopsida, Cupressales, Cupressaceae. The record is from RefSeq and is a predicted model, not a curated record.
AUGGCAGGCAUCACGGCAGACGAGCUUGUGCAGUGGUUGGACUCUCAGAGCGCUGGAUCCGUUUUGUACAUUUCAUUUGGGAGCGUGGUCAAGCUUUCAAAAGAACAAACAAAGGCCUUAGCGAGAGCGCUGGAAGGCAGCCAGCAGCCCUUCGUUUUUGCUAUCAAAAUCAACAUCAGUUAUCAACAAAGUUCAGGAAGUGCAAAGUAUUUUCCAGCAGGUUUUCUGGACAGAAUAAAGGAUCGAGGGGUGGUCAUAUGGGGGUGGGCACUGCAGUUCUUGAUUCUUUUGCAUCCUUCCGUAGGUGCUUUCAUGAGCCACUGUGGGUGGAACUCUACGCUUGAGAGCUUAAGCCUUGGAGUUCGCAUAGUCGGAUGGCCUAUGUUUGGGGAUUAG